CUGUGCAUUUCCUCCUGCCUGCUGCUCCAGUAUUCAAAUGCUGCCAUUCUUUACAACACAGAGGUAGAGAGAAACUAAAAAAGAAAGAAAGUGGCGGAGUGACUCCUGGUGUUUUUGUUUUUCUAUGUAAAACGUCAGGAAAAGUGUGCUAGAUGUACAAAGAGAGAGAGAGACAGCACUGAGAAAAGACACUAACACAUCUCAUUCUCUCCGCAAACAACAGCCUCGACGCCCAGGACACCUGCCUCAUCUGACCGGGUAAGAGAAGAGACGUCUUGAGAUGAGUAGAGAAACUCUCUCAACGAAUGGCCGGACCAUCACAGACUUGCCACAUUGCCAUGGAUCUUGAGGAUGCCCGUUGACUUCCUUCUCCCUCACCUCCUCUCAUUGUCAUGGAGUCUGACCCGAACUCCCUCCGUGACCCCUACAAACCUGUGGAUGACAAUGCUGAACCCCCCGAUCUGGAGUGCGCCAUCUGUUUCUCCCAGUUCAACAAUGUCUUUAACACCCCUAAGGUACUCCACUGCAAGCACACCUUCUGCCUGGAGUGUCUUGCACGGAUGAACGUGAAGUCCACCCAACCCGACACCGUCCAGUGCCCUCUGUGCCGUGCAUACACCCCGUUACCUGACUUGGGUCUUCCCAAGCUAGCAAAUGACUCCACGGUGCUGUCUUACCUUCCGGCCGCCAUGCAGCAUGUCUAUAGCAUCCGCUUCAACCGCAACAAAGGCAAACUGCAGGUGAAGAGAGUGCCCAGCUCUGCCCCGGCCCUAACGCAGACCGUCAGCCAGACUCUGGACGUCGGGAACCCAGCGGGCUUGGAGGGUCAGCAGGGCAGAGAUGGGGGUAGAGAGAGGUCCCGGCUGAUGACCAUACUGCGAACUCCACUGUGCAAAGCUUUUAUUAUGAGCAUGGUGGCAAUAGUGACCGUCAUUCUCAGCAUUGUUUUCACGAUCAACUGGAAGUAAGCCCGAAUACUUUGUUUUUUAUAUAUACGCUAGAGCAUGCGUACAGUGGCGUAACACGAACAUCGUGUGAAGCUCCAUUUUUCCAAUGCAGUGUACAAUGUAUACACAAUUUGCACAUGUGCUUUGAAUUGUAUUUAUUUGCACUAAAUAGGUUGUCCACAAGGUGGCGACACUGGUUCUGGCAGUUGUUUCGGAGUCAUAAAAAAAAAGGAAUGAGAACAGUAACAAACUUCG
This is a messenger RNA of Carassius gibelio (silver crucian carp), 1202 nucleotides long. Its product is annotated as E3 ubiquitin-protein ligase RNF183-like. Gene Ontology annotation, biological process: protein ubiquitination. Gene Ontology annotation, molecular function: ubiquitin protein ligase activity. The transcript is spliced from 3 exons. NCBI's taxonomy places the organism in Eukaryota, Metazoa, Chordata, Actinopteri, Cypriniformes, Cyprinidae. Bases 393 to 968 code for a protein of 191 amino acids. The record is from RefSeq and is a predicted model, not a curated record.